AUGUAUAAGGAUUCCGAACCCGCCAAACCCAAGGUUCGGUUUUUACUUCCAGGGGAGUCAUCAGGCUCACCAAUCUUAGAACCCAGCUCAGUCUAUAGGGACUCCAGGUAUCUAAGAAAAGCUGGAACUGAAACUUAUGGCGAGAUUUUUCAGAAUAAGCUGGAUUACACAGAGCCAUCAACGGGAAUACCAUUAAUUAGAAGGCGCGCUUUAGAAGCUGAGAAUGCAAAGCAGCCACCAAAGAACAGCCCUCCGCAUUUCUCUCCACCAAAGUCGAUCUUUGUACGCAUUGCGGAGGAUCCACGUGUUUUUCCCGAUGAUUUUAUGGAUAUGCUGGAUGGCACAGAAGUAUCAGUUGCGUCAGAAUCAGUUGUUUUGCAAAAUGCAGAGUCAAGUUUGAUCUAUGAUAAACUUAGAGGUCCAGUAAAUAUUGGAAUUGAUUUUUCCUCCGAGAGUCGCCAGACAAGGAGGGAGGAUAUAAUUACGGAAUCUGACACAGUAACAAUCCUGAGGAGUGCUUCACAAGUAGAGGAGGCAUCCAAUAACAGCUUCACCUCGCCCUAUGACAGUCCAAGCCAACUUCAAUUUCAUGUUGCUAAUGAAACCACAGAUGGAAACGCGGAUGUACCAUGUACAUCUGCCUUAUCAGAAUUUGAGUCUAGCUCGGUGUAUGAUGAUGAAAUCAUUCCGAGAGAGGCUCCAUAUCAUGUUGCUAUUAAAACCACAGAUGGAAACGCGGAUGUACCAUGUACAUCUGCCUUAUCAGAAUUUGAGUCUAGCUCGGUGUAUGAUGAUGAAAUCAUUCCGAGAGAGGCUCCAUAUCAUGUUGCUAUUAAAACCACAGAUGGAAACGCGGAUGUACCAUGUACAUCUGCCUUAUCAGAAUUUGAGUCUAGCUCGGUGUAUGAUGAUGAAAUCAUUCCGAGAGAGGCUCCAUAUCAUGUUGCUAUUAAAACCACAGAUGGAAACGCGGAUGUACCAUGUACAUCUGCCUUAUCAGAAUUUGAGUCUAGCUCGGUGUAUGAUGAUGAAAUCAUUCCGAGAGAGGCUCCAUAUCAUGUUGCUAUUAAAACCACAGAUGGAAACGCGGAUGUACCAUGUACAUCUGCCUUAUCAGAAUUUGAGUCUAGCUCGGUGUAUGAUGAUGAAAUCAUUCCGAGAGAGGCUCCAUAUCAUGUUGCUAUUGAAACCAUAGAUGGAAACGCGGAUGUACCGUAUACAUCUGUUAUACCAGAAUUAGAGUCUAGCUCGCCCUAUGACGUUCCAAGCGCAUUUCCAUUUCAUGUUGCUAUUGAAACCAUAGAUGGAAACGCGGAUAUACCGUAUACAUCUGUCUUACUGGUAUCAGCCCCCUUGUCAGAUGCUGUGAGCUCAGUUGAAAGAACCAAUUGGAAUAACCAAAACUCAGAGGACUGCGAUUUUGUUUCUGUGGAUAUUAGGAUUCCAGAGGAAAACGAUUCCUGUAUGAAUCAAUUAAAGGAGCCUAAAAAGAGUAGGAUACCACUGUUCAAAUUGUUUGCACGGCUCAAGAAGAGCAGAAAGACUCUGUUUAAACCGUUUUCAUGGUUCAAGAAGAGCAAAACGACUCUGUUCAAACCGUUUGCAUGGCUAAAGAAACGGGCAGAAAAGAAGGAGUUAAUAGAAAAAGUUGUUUUGGCUGAAAGUGAUGAUCAACAACAACAACUGCUGCUAAAAGAACAACAACAACAACAACAACAACAACAACAACUGCUGCUAAAAGAAGAAGAACAACAACAACAACAACAACAACAACAACAACAACAACAACAACAACAACAACAACAACAACAACAACAACAACAACAACAACAACAACAACAACAACAACAACAACAACAACAACAACAACAACAACUACAACAACUAUUACAACAACAACAACUACAACAACUACAACAACUAUUACAACAACAACAACUAUUACAACAACAACAACUAUUACAACAACAACAACUAUUACAACAACAACAACAACAACAACAACAACAACAACAACUAUUACAACAACAACUACUAUUACAACAACAACAACUAUUACAACAACAACAACAACUAUUACAACAACAACUACUAUUACAACAACAACUACAACAACAACAACAACUACUAUUACAACAACAACAACUACUACAACAACAACAACAACUACAACAACAACAACAACCGUCGUUACCUCAACCAUUUGAACUAGUGUGA
Molecule: messenger RNA, 2217 nt
Organism: Lodderomyces elongisporus
Lineage: Eukaryota; Fungi; Ascomycota; Pichiomycetes; Serinales; Debaryomycetaceae
Exons: 2
Coding region: 1-2217 (738 amino acids)
Source: RefSeq, a predicted model, not a curated record